Cheilinus undulatus (humphead wrasse) is the source of this 1233-nucleotide messenger RNA. RefSeq names its product required for excision 1-B domain containing (gene rex1bd). The transcript is spliced from 5 exons. The coding region runs from base 132 to 584 and encodes 150 amino acids. The record is from RefSeq and is a predicted model, not a curated record. Lineage: Eukaryota; Metazoa; Chordata; Actinopteri; Labriformes; Labridae.
GUUAGCAGGAAAGCCUGCCUCAUGAUUCACACACUCAAACAGAUCGAGACCGAAGUCCCGUGUUGACAAUCUUAACAUGUCAUUGUUAUACACUGUAUAAAUUUGAAGUGUGUAUUAUCGAAGAGGUAAUCAUGGUCCCUACAGACUUCAAAGCUCUGAUCCAAAGAUUUUAUCACCUUCAAUCUGAGCGAGUAGAGACCUAUCGACUCUUCGAGGAAGGUCAUGAGGCAUAUUUAAGGACAGGGCCCCAAUAUGACUUCGACCACUACAGGCAGCUGGUGCACGAGAUAACACAAGCCUUCUGCGGCAUCUCCACGGAGGUGCUGGAGAUCAAGAGAAAGCUGCAUUAUGAGUUUGACCGACCAGACCUCUCUGAGCAUAUCGAAAAGCUGCAGAGCAAAGAGAAGCAAAAACUGGAACUGACAGCCAAGCUGCAGCUGGCCAGGCAGCGGGCCCAGGAUCACCCCGAGGAGGAGGACUGUCAAGGAAAGAUUCAGGAGAUCAAGCAUGAGAUCAUCAAGAACAAAGAGGCUCUGAGUGAGAUCAUGCAGGACUUUAAGUAUGACUCCGAGGAGUGUGAUUGACAGCCAGCUCCCGGGAGGCCUGAAGCCACCCUCACAUCACCCGAUAGCAGCACUGACGGAUCGACUCGGCUCUGCUGCAACUGCCAUCUUGGACUCCUCAGCUGCACUUAUCGAUCCCCCUCUGGCCCCACCCUGCUCACUGCUGCAGUCUUAUGCCACCCAGGGGACUUUUCACAUUCUGCAGCUGUGUUUUUUAUCUGUAGUAAUGCUAUCAUGUUAGUGCACGCCUCAGCAAAAGUAUGACCGCUCGUGAUAAAAUGUGUAAAUAGUCAAAAUGUUAAUUAAUGCUUUGGACUAUCCAGUUUUCUUUGUUUAUAAUGUAUUUUUUAAAUUAAAAAAAGACACUUUUGAAGACAUUUUUGAUUUUUACUGUUUAUACAUCACAUUAUUUUGAGACAGUGAAAGGAUAUAACUUAGACAAAACACAUUUUAAAUAUAUAGGUACAGAAAUAUAAAAUCCUUCAACAAAAAGCCUGCUAAGAUAUUUGUAUAUUUAUGUAUAAUGAAUCAAGUCAUGGCGAUUCAAUGCUUCAUAAAUCAGUAUGCUGCUGUGAUUCAGAGCAGUGGUUCUCAAAUGGUGGGUUGGGCCCCAAAAGUGGGUUGUGAAUGUGUAUCAGGGAAAAAUAAAAAAAAAAAAACAUGGCAAAAA